UUUGGACCAAAGAUUGUAAUCGGAAUUCCAAGUGUAAUUGUGAUUCUAAUCAUCAAAUUGCGAACAAGGCACCUAUCGGUGUUUGAUGCAAUUGAGAAUUUCCUCAGCGCCGAUAAUAAUCUCUUGCCCAUAAGAUACUCUUACAGACACAUUAAGAAUAUGACAAAGGGCUUCAAGGAGAAGUUGGGUGAAGGGGGCUAUGGUUCUGUUUACAAAGGUAAACUUCGAAGCGGCAGCUAUGUUGCGGUGAAGAUAAUAAACGAGUCCAAGUCUAACGGCCAAGAUUUCAUCAAUGAAGUUGGUUCCAUGGGAAGGAUUCAUCAUGUUAACAUUGUUCGACUUGUCGGAUAUUGUGCACAAAAUUCUAAGUGUGCUCUUGUGUAUGAUUUUAUGUCUAAUGGAUCUCUUGACAGGUAUAUUAACCAAGGAGCUAAUGCAAGUUUGUUGAAUUGGCAAAGAAAAUUUGAGAUUGCAGUGGGAGUAGCUCGUGGGAUUGAGUACUUACACCGAGGCUGUAACAUUCAAAUUUUGCAUUUUGACAUCAAGCCUCAAAAUAUCCUUUUGGACCAUAAUUUCGUUCCAAAAAUAUCUGAUUUUGGCCUUGCAAAACAUUUUCCGGUUGACAAAAGCAACGUCACGCUUACUGCAGCCCGUGGAACAAUUGGGUAUGUAGCGCCAGAGUUGGUCAAUAGAUGCAUCGGAGCCAUUUCUCACAAGGCUGAUGUAUAUAGCUUUGGAAUCUUUGGAAUGCUAUUGAUGGAAAUGCUAGGCCUAAAGAGAGCACCGAUUAGUAAGCAAGACGAGUCGAGUCAAUAUUUCCCGUCUUGGAUUUACAAUGACAUCAACAAGGGCAAGGAAAUUGAGAUGGGAGAAGAAGAUGAGGAAGAGAAGAGAAUUACAAAGAAGAUGACCAUAGUUGGGCUUUGGUGCAUCCAAACAAGCCCAAUUCCACGGCCUUCAAUGAGUAGGGUGGUUGAAAUGCUUGAAGGAGACGUUGAGCUGUUGCAAAUGCCAACGGACACUUUCCUUUGGGAACCCGUUAUGAAAGUAGAUAGUGAACAGAGUUCCACGCCAGAAUCAUCUGAAUCCAUACAAUUUUUGGCCAACUCUGUUAAUGCCCACAACAUUGAUAUAAUUGUGGAUUAA
This is a messenger RNA of Ipomoea triloba (trilobed morning glory), 1146 nucleotides long. RefSeq names its product LEAF RUST 10 DISEASE-RESISTANCE LOCUS RECEPTOR-LIKE PROTEIN KINASE-like 2.5. The transcript has 2 exons. The coding region runs from base 160 to 1146 and encodes 328 amino acids. Gene Ontology annotation, molecular function: ATP binding; protein kinase activity. Gene Ontology annotation, biological process: protein phosphorylation. The record is from RefSeq and is a predicted model, not a curated record. NCBI's taxonomy places the organism in Eukaryota, Viridiplantae, Streptophyta, Magnoliopsida, Solanales, Convolvulaceae.